GGAUGCACGCUGCAAAAAAAUACUCAUCACGCAGGUCAUUAGACAUGUAAUGAGUGAGAAAACGUCCAUUUUCCUUCUCUGAAAGUGAGAACCUACAAUCGGGUGAGAUAUUGUGCCUUUUGUUUCCUGUGUGAAACAGCCCCUCUCUCUUUUUUUUUUAUUCUUUCUUUUCCAGACGACGUUGACCGCGAUCUUUCACAUCCUUUAAGGAGGCGUACUAUUAAUGCCUGUUGUACUUGAAUCCAUACGUACGCGAGAGAUUUUUUUCUGUCCAUCUAUCUUUCCAGCGCGCAACAAUUGACCUGCUUAAUUUGACGGGGAGGAGGGGGGGGGUGCCUAAUGGCUUUGGAGAAUCAACAGUUUUUUUUUUCCCCCUUAAACGGGAUUUUUCUUUUCUUUCUUUCUUCCCUUCUUUUUCAGCGCAUCUCUCUCUCUGAAGUCAUUCUCCGUUUCGUGCACGGCAGCAACCAAGGACAGGAGAGCAUCAGCAGGGAGAGAGAAAGGUGCCUCCUCUCCUCUCCGCUCCGCUCCUCUUCUCUCGUCUCCUCGCCAUUGCGCUCAUUGUGUCGCUGCUGAAUCGCUCGUCAGCGCGAACGCUCCUGUGACAAGGAGGCUGCUGGAAGAAGAAGAAGAAAAAGAAGCGGAGGGACACAAACACGGACAAACCUAUGCGUGGAUUUCGGCUCUUUUUCCCUUCGCCAAUGCAAAAGGAAAUAUGCAGCGAAGCUUCACCUUGCUCUACACCAGUUUACUGGGGAUAUGCUUGGGUUCGGGUUCAAGUUUCCCAAGUAACAUCAACAUAGGAGGAUUGUUCCCCAACGUUUCGCACGAAUAUGAGGUGUUUCGGUUCGCCCUCUCUCACCACCAGGACAUCCCCAAACUGGUGUCGCAUGUGGAUAUGGUCAUAAUGGGAAAUAGCUUCUCCAUGACAUAUGCCUUUUGCUCCCAGUUCUCCAAAGGUGUGUACGCCAUCAUUGGCCUCUACGACAGGAAGACUGUAAACAUGCUCAUGUCGUUCUGCGGCGCGCUGCAUGUCUGCUUCGUCACGCCGUCCUUCCCCAUCGAGACCGCUAACCAGUUUGUCAUCCAGUUGAGGCCUGAACUCCAGGACGCUCUGGUGGGAGUCAUCGAGCACUACGGGUGGAACAAGUUCGUCUACAUGUACAGCUCCGACUCAGGCCUUUCGGUGCUGCAGAAAGUUCUGGACACAGCGGCGGAGAAGAACUGGCUGGUGACCUCAGUCAACGUGGAGAGCAUGACGGGGGACUCCUUCUUGAAAGUGUUCAAGGAUCUGGACAAGUGGAAGGAGGGGAAUAUUAUCAUUGAUUGUGAGACCGAGAGACUCACUGGCAUUCUCAAAGAGAUUGUAGAACAAGGAAAGAACGCAAAGAGCUUCCACUACAUCCUCGCCAACCUGGGUUUCCUGGACAUCGACCUGACAGACCUGAGGAAAGGCGGUGCCAACAUCACGGGCUUCCAGCUCGUUAACAACUCCGAGCCGAGCGUGAGCCGCAUCGUCCAGCAGUGGAUGGAGUUUGACAAUAAAGACUCCAAAAUGCCCAAGACUGGACUCAAAUACAUGGGCGCGCUGACAUACGACGGGGUGAAAGUCAUGUCCACAGCCUUCCAGUACCUGAGGAGACAGAGGAUAGACAUCUCUCGCCGCGGCAACGCUGGAGAGUGUCUCGCCAACCCGCCAGCCCCUUGGGGACAGGGCAUAGAUAUCCAGAGAGCCUUGCAGCAGGUUCAAAUUGACGGACUGACCGGUCACAUACAGUUCAACGAGAAGGGUCGCAGAACCAACUAUACUGUCAGUGUCAUGGAACUGGCCCCGUCCGGACCCAAGAAGGUUGGCUACUGGAAUGAAGAUGAGAAGUACGUGAGCACAGCCAGCCUCUCCAGGGUCAAUAAUGACACACACGGACUGCUGAACAGGACAUAUAUAGUCACUACUAUUUUGGAGUCUCCCUAUGUGAUGCAAAAGAAGAACCACGAACUGCUCGUAGGAAACGAUAAGUACGAAGGCUACAUUGUAGAGCUGGCUGCAGAGAUAGCAAAGCACGUGGGCUACCAAUACAAGCUUAAGAUCGUUUCUGACGGCAAGUACGGAGCCAAAGACCCUGAAACCCAGAAGUGGAACGGCAUGGUUGGAGAACUGGUCUAUGACAAAGCGGAUCUGGCCGUCGCCCCGCUUACUAUCACUCUCGUCCGCGAAGAGGUGAUAGACUUCUCCAAGCCCUUCAUGUCUCUGGGUAUCUCUAUCAUGAUCAAGAAACCCACAAAGUCCAAGCCUGGUGUGUUUUCCUUCCUGGACCCGCUGGCUUACGAGAUCUGGAUGUGCAUCGUGUUCGCCUACAUCGGCGUCAGCGUCGUCCUCUUCCUCGUCAGCCGAUUCAGCCCUUACGAGUGGCACGCCGAAGACUACGAGGAGGGAGCCGAGCCUCAGACUCCCACGCAAGCGGCGGCCUCCAACGGCGUGCAGCCGAGCCAGACGCCAACGCAGCAGAACGCCAACCAGCAGAGCCCAGAACAGACCAACGAGUUUGGCAUCUUCAAUUCUCUUUGGUUUUCGCUCGGCGCCUUCAUGCAGCAGGGUUGUGAUAUCUCACCACGGUAAGAGAAGCCCAGGCGGAGAUUUUGCAUCAGCUCAUCACACAGUCUUAGAGUUUUGAUUAUUGAUGCAAUGUGAAACGCAGCGCCACGACUCUGCUGGAUGUUCGUGUCGGAUCUGUUUUUCAUGAAGGAGCCGCUUUCUUCUUUUCGGCUACUUUCCGCUUUCCUGCCUUUGGAUUAUUCUAGUAGAAUCGAAACAAAACAAAACAAAAAGAAUGUCGGCACAUAUCUCAAA
Poecilia latipinna (sailfin molly) is the source of this 2848-nucleotide messenger RNA. RefSeq names its product glutamate receptor 1-like. Gene Ontology annotation, cellular component: membrane. The coding region runs from base 716 to 2617 and encodes 633 amino acids. Gene Ontology annotation, molecular function: ligand-gated monoatomic ion channel activity. The transcript is spliced from 11 exons. The record is from RefSeq and is a predicted model, not a curated record. NCBI's taxonomy places the organism in Eukaryota, Metazoa, Chordata, Actinopteri, Cyprinodontiformes, Poeciliidae.